AUGGCGGACCUUCCGACAUACGACGGGGCGAUCGGUAUCGAUCUUGGCACCACCUACUCUUGUGUUGCCAACUACGAGGGCACCAAUGUCGAAAUCAUCGCCAACGACCAGGGUAGCUACACCACCCCCUCUUUCGUUUCUUUCACCGACAAGGAGCGUUUGAUCGGUGAGGCCGCCAAGAACCAGGCUGCUAUGAACCCGAAGAACACCAUUUUCGAUAUCAAGCGUCUGAUUGGUCGCCGUUUUGACGACCCUAUCGUGAAGAAGGAUGUUGAGUCCUGGCCUUUCAAGGUCGUUGACCAGGGUACCAGCCCGGCCGUCGAGGUUGAGUACCUCAACGAGACUAAGACCUUCACUCCCCAGGAGAUUUCCUCCAUGGUCCUGAUGAAGAUGAAAGAAGUUGCAGAGACCAAGCUCGGAAAGAAGGUUGAGAAGGCCGUCAUUACCGUGCCUGCUUACUUCAACGACAACCAGCGUCAGGCUACCAAGGACGCCGGCGCUAUUGCUGGUCUGAAUGUCCUUCGUAUCAUCAACGAGCCCACUGCUGCCGCUAUUGCCUACGGUCUUGGCUCCGGCAAGUCUGACAAGGAGCGUAACGUCCUUAUCUAUGAUUUGGGUGGUGGUACUUUCGAUGUUUCUCUGCUGAACAUCCAGGGUGGUGUCUUCACUGUCAAGGCUACUGCCGGUGAUACCCACCUUGGUGGUCAGGACUUCGAUACCAACCUCCUCGACUUCUUCAAGAAGGAGUUCCAGCGCAAGACCAGCAAGGAUCUGUCUGGUGAUGCCCGUGCCCUUCGUCGUCUGCGUACCGCUUGCGAACGUGCUAAGCGUACCCUUUCCAACGCCACCCAGACUACCGUUGAGAUUGACUCUCUUUUCGAUGGUGAGGACUUCAACUCCUCCAUCACUCGUGCUCGUUUCGAGGACCUGAACGCCAAGGCUUUCUCUGGAACUCUUGACCCAGUUCAGCAGGUCCUGAAGGACUCUGGUAUUGAAAAGAGCAAGGUCGAUGAGAUCGUCCUUGUUGGUGGUUCCACUCGUAUCCCCCGUAUUCAGAAGCUUCUGAGUGACUUCUUCGAUGGCAAGAAGCUCGAGAAGAGCAUCAACCCCGAUGAGGCUGUUGCCUACGGUGCUGCUGUCCAGGCCGGUAUCCUCUCCGGCAAGGCCACCUCUGCUGAGACCCAGGACCUCCUGCUUCUGGAUGUCGUUCCCCUCUCUCUCGGUGUUGCCAUGGAGGGCAACAUCUUUGCUCCCGUCGUUCCCAGCACCGUCCAGUUCCCCGUCUAUCAGGGUGAGCGUACUAACUGUGCCGACAACACCUCUCUGGGAGAGUUCACUCUGGCUCCCCUUCCCCCCAUGCGUGCCGGUGAGGCCGCCCUUGAGACUGUUUUCGAGGUCGACGUCAACGGUAUCUUGAAGGUUACUGCCACCGAGAAGUCUUCCGGCCGCACUGCCAACAUUACCAUCUCCAACGCUGUUGGCAAGCUUUCCAGCCAUGAGAUUGACCAGAUGAUUGAUGAUGCCGCCAAGUUCAAGUCCAGCGAUGAGGCUUUCACCAAGAAGUUCGAGUCUCGCCAGCAGCUUGAGUCCUACAUCUCCCGUGUCGAGGAGAUUGUCUCUGACCCUGGCAUGUCCAUGAAGUUGAAGCGUGGCAACAAGGAGAAGAUCGAAUCUGCCCUGAGCGACGCUAUGGCCCAACUCGAGAUUGAGGACUCCACCCCUGAGGACCUCAAGAAGAAGGAGCUGGCUCUGAAGCGUCUUAUCACCAAGGCCAUGGCCACCCGCUAA
This is a messenger RNA of Penicillium chermesinum, 1788 nucleotides long. RefSeq names its product putative Hsp70 chaperone (HscA) (gene hscA). NCBI's taxonomy places the organism in Eukaryota, Fungi, Ascomycota, Eurotiomycetes, Eurotiales, Aspergillaceae. Gene Ontology annotation, biological process: vesicle-mediated transport; protein refolding; cellular response to unfolded protein. Bases 1 to 1788 code for a protein of 595 amino acids. Gene Ontology annotation, molecular function: heat shock protein binding; ATP hydrolysis activity; ATP binding. The record is from RefSeq and is a predicted model, not a curated record. The transcript has 8 exons. Gene Ontology annotation, cellular component: cytosol; cytoplasm; nucleus.